UCACGUGACAGCGCCCCUGCAGCCUGGGCUCGCUCUCAGCCAUGGCCGCGGCCGGAGCGGAGCCGUGCGGGCAGCCCCUGGAGCCUGGGCGUCUGGCCGUGUAUUUCUGCGGGAGCAUACGCGGCGGGCGGGAGGACCAAGCGCUGUACGAGCGUAUCGUGGCGCGGCUGCGGCGCUUCGGGGCGGUGCUCACGGAGCACGUGGCGGCCGCCGAACUGGGCGCGCGCGGUGAGGGGGAAGAGGCUGCUGGGGGUGACAGGUUCAUCCACGAGCGGGACCUGGCCUGGCUACAGCAGGCAGAUGUGGUUGUGGCAGAAGUGACCCAGCCAUCCUUGGGUGUAGGCUACGAGCUGGGCCGGGCAGUGGUCCUCGAUAAGCCAGUCCUGUGCCUGUUCCGCCCUCAGUCAGGCCGAGCACUUUCAGCCAUGAUCCGGGGAGCAGCAGAUGGCUUGAGGUUCCAGGUGUGGGACUACAAAGAGGAUGAGGUGGAGACCAUGCUGGACCGAUACUUCGAGGCUAAUUCUCUGAAGCAGGUGGCUGCCUCCCCCAGCCCAACCACCUGACUUAACCCAACUUGAUCCUAAACCCUGCUCUGUAUCAGCCCUGUUUCUUAGUCCUAGUGUCCAAUUUAAAGUUUGUUUAUGAUUCUAA
Messenger RNA from Erinaceus europaeus (western European hedgehog), 651 nucleotides. It is a transcript of the gene DNPH1, whose product is annotated as 2'-deoxynucleoside 5'-phosphate N-hydrolase 1. Bases 42 to 563 code for a protein of 173 amino acids. The record is from RefSeq and is a predicted model, not a curated record. Gene Ontology annotation, biological process: deoxyribonucleoside monophosphate catabolic process. Gene Ontology annotation, cellular component: nucleus. NCBI's taxonomy places the organism in Eukaryota, Metazoa, Chordata, Mammalia, Eulipotyphla, Erinaceidae. The transcript has 4 exons. Gene Ontology annotation, molecular function: 5-hydroxymethyl-dUMP N-hydrolase activity.